Molecule: messenger RNA, 1955 nt
Organism: Chlorocebus sabaeus (green monkey)
Lineage: Eukaryota; Metazoa; Chordata; Mammalia; Primates; Cercopithecidae
Source: RefSeq, a predicted model, not a curated record
GAGAAGGAGGAAGAAAAAGAAGAGAAAGGAAAUUUUGGAGUGAAGAAUAUGUGUUAUCCUUAAGAGAUAGCAUGAUAUGCCAUUACUUUUGACAUCAUUAUAUUUUUAGGAGGGAUCAUGUUUAAAUUGUCAGUUCUUAAAAAGGAUUGGUGGACAUUCUUGGCUGAGAGUCUUCAUUACAUACAAGGUUUGGUGUUUUCUCUUAGCCCAGUCACACACCAGACGCUAACCAGAAAGAACAAUUCUGAUUGUCCUUGUGACUGCCUCCCUGUGUCCUGGUCUGAAGAGUCUUGUCAGGUUGUAGCCCUAGGUAAGAAGUGUGCAGGAAGAGAGUCAGCAGGGCAACUCCGGUCUGUGUUUGGCGGGUGCUGGCAGGGAAGCAGGUCCCAGGGAAGUGAUGUUCAACUGAGACCUGAAGGGUGAUCAGGUUAGCCAGGAUUAGGAGGGAACAGAGGAGGAGGCGAGGGGACAGCUGGCGCCAAUGCUCAGGGUACUAAAGGAACUCCCAAGACAGCUUGUAUUUAGAGAACAAGGGAGGAGUAGAACAAGGUGAAGCUGGAGAUGGUCGAAGCAAUAUCUGAUUGUGUCCUUCCCUGAAGGCUCAGAAAUGUUUGACGCUUCCUUGUUGCCCUCAGACUAAAGUCCACAUGUCAGGUAAUGAAGGUUUUCCUUAAUGAGCCUCAUCCUCCUUUAAAGCCCCUUUCCGUGGUGUCCUAUUUAUUUUCCACAUACCCCAUGUUUUAGCCAUACUUGCCUUUAUUCUCUAACUUGAAUGUCUUUGUACCUUUCUCUGACUGUUGUCGGCUAAAAUAUAGUUCCCCACCUUUUUUCAGUAAGGCCCAGCUUAAUGUCAUUGGUUUUUUUGAAGCACCUUCCCUGCUGCCUGAAAUCAAAGAGAAUGUCUUCUCUGUGGUUUGAUAAUACUUUUGUCAUUUCUGUUACUCUAAUUAUCCCAUCCUGACUUGUCUGUGGUUGUAUAUAUUAAUAUGUAUAGCUUCCACACUAACUGUAGGCACGUGAAGGCAAAGCUUUUAUUUGGUUUGUAGCUUAGACCUAGUUGCAGUAGAGGAUCUUUGAAUUUUGGUGGAAUUGCAUCAAACAGGUAAGUGGCAGCCCGGAAUUUAGAAGUAUUCGUCUGUGUGGGGCGUCUCAUUCCUAGAGAUAAAACAUUGAAUGGGAUGUUCUACUGUGUUCUGUGUAUACACGAGUUGUUUUGGAUAAACAGACUAUGGGAAAUUGUUGAAGUUCCCUGGAUUGAGAAGAAGGAUGAGAUUCAAGGUUGAAAGAAGUGAAACUCACCUUCUUUGUACCAUUAUUACUUUAAAGUUCAGCAUCAGAUGUCUUUAUUGGGAUCCUUUCUACUUUGUACAGAGCAUCUGUUAAGAACAUCUUCAACCAGCCGGCCUGCUUCCCUCCCAAGAGUGCCUGCGAUGGAAAGUGCCAAGACCCUCUCAGUGUCCCGACGAAGUAGUGAAGAAAUGAAACGGGACAUUUCUGCACAGGAGGGAGCGUCGCCAGCCUCUCUGAUGGCUAUGGGAACCACGUCUCCACAGCUUUCCUUAUCCUCUUCUCCAACAGCAUCUGUGACUCCCACCACCCGAAGCCGAAUAAGAGAAGAAAGGAAAGACCCUCUCUCAGCAUUGGCCAGAGAAUAUGGAGGAUCAAAGAGGAACGCCUUGCUGAAGUGGUGUCAGAAGAAAACAGAAGGCUAUCAGGUCCUGCUGAAGCACACACCUGUGGACCACCCAGACUGCCUACCAGUACAGGAUGCCCUCCGCAUCUCCCAGGACUUGUUUCUGGCAUCAGUGCGGACAUUGACCCCACUGUACUGCAGUCACAAUGGACUCCCGAUGGGGAGUACUGGGCAGAGGACCUGAAGACAUGAGGUUGAUGCACAGGUCAAAGAGAAGAUACUCACCAUCGCUGAUUCACACAAAAGCGUUUCUCCAAGUGGU